Lichtheimia ornata is the source of this 231-nucleotide messenger RNA. RefSeq lists its product as uncharacterized. Lineage: Eukaryota; Fungi; Mucoromycota; Mucoromycetes; Mucorales; Lichtheimiaceae. Bases 1 to 231 code for a protein of 76 amino acids. The transcript is spliced from 3 exons. The record is from RefSeq and is a predicted model, not a curated record.
AUGGUUGUGGAUCAAAACUUUUUGGGUAUUCUUUUGGGUAUUCAACCGGUGGGUGCUGUCGUUCGCUUGAAAUCCUGUCAGCUCUUCAAGAAGCAUGGUGUUCAAGAUGACUGUGGAUCUGUGGAUAUGUGGAUAUGUGGAUCAGCAAAGACGUGGAUCAGCAAAACACUCUGGAUAUUUGUGACGAGGCGAUUGACGAAUGGUGCCGAGUACGAGUACGAGUACGAAUGA